This is a messenger RNA of Corticium candelabrum, 4638 nucleotides long. RefSeq lists its product as uncharacterized. The transcript has 5 exons. Gene Ontology annotation, biological process: signal transduction. Gene Ontology annotation, molecular function: protein binding. The record is from RefSeq and is a predicted model, not a curated record. The coding region runs from base 1 to 4413 and encodes 1470 amino acids. Lineage: Eukaryota; Metazoa; Porifera; Homoscleromorpha; Homosclerophorida; Plakinidae.
AUGCUCAUAGCAAAGGGAUCACGACUGAAUGUUGUAGAUAGCAAUGGAGACACACCUCUGCAUCUAGCAUGUCAGAAAGGACAUAUGAAAACAUUUGACGUGUUAGUUAAAAGUGAUGCUGACUGCAAUAUGUUGAAUGUGUUUGGUGAGACAUUACUGCACUUGGCUUGUAAGAGUCGUGUUGAACGUGUUGAGUUGUGUGGUAAGUUGAUAUCACAUGGAGUGAACCCUCAUAUAGCUGACAGAGAAGGAAACUUAGCUCUGCACGUUGCCUUGAAGAACAGACUUGCCAAAACAUUCUGCUAUUUGUUUCAAAAGUCGGGUGAUGCUGUAUUAGAUGACUUGCAGAAGGUGAAUAUUGAUAAAGAAGAGCUUAUGGCCAUUGUUAGUAGUGCUCAUGAAGAUGGCGACAUCGAUACUUGUCGUCAUAUUUUUAAAGCUAGUGCUACGUUAGACCCUUCGAGUAGAUUGUGUCUGAGAGAAGCAAACUGUCACACUACAACAGGAUACUCACUUAUUCAGAGAGCAGUCGAAGAGCAGGAUAUUACUUUUUGUCAGCAUUUGAUUGAUCAUGGAGCAUCUGUAAAUUCAGAUGUACCUUACAGCUCCCAAGGUCGUACUCUUAAGGAACCUCCUCUACAUCUGGCAGUAGAGCUGGGACAUUUUGAUUUGUGUCGUUUGCUGGUAGAACAUGGUGCGACUAUUAAUCCCAAGAUAAUGGGCACAAAAGGUGCAUUGGAUUUAGCUGUUGUUAGUGAACAAAAUGAUAUAGUAAGACUUCUUUUGUCUCAUGGCGCUGAUAUGAGUAAAAAUCGAAGUAGUAAAGAAUCUGUUUUGAAGAGAUUGGAAAUACAAAAAAAAGACAAAAUGGCAUCAAUCAUUCAGGCUUCUGAAACAUUUCCUGAAGAGAUUGUGUCGCAAGGAGAGACAGCAUUGCGUGUCUAUCUGUCAUCCUGUAGUGAGGGGUCAGCGGUAAACGUGUUUCUACGUGUUGAUGUAGUUGGACGUGAUGGUGUGGGUAAGACAAGCUUGACAAAAUCUCUCACUCUCCAGAAGUUCAAUCCUGAUGAGCCGAGUACAAGAGGAGUUGUGUUUGAUCCAAAGUGUCAGAUUAUUGUGAAGGAAGCAUGUGACUGGACCAAACCUCUCACAAGUGCUGACUAUGCAGAAAUAUAUGAGAAGAAUGUUGUGAUCAAUGUGGCAGAGGCACUCGACAAACCAGAAGUAAAAGAUCAAUAUUUCAAGUCAAAGGAAAGUCAACAUCCAACAAAACACAAAGACACUCGCAUGACAAAGAAAUCGCCAAAGCAGGAUUUACGUAUCCCAGCUGUUCCUCUUGGUUCUUCUCAUAGAAUUGCACCUUCGAUGCCCCGUGUACCACCUAAUGGUUGUUCACCAAAGUUACCUGUUUCUUUUAGAAAACCAACAACUUUAACAGUUCCUGCACAAUCAGUUGCAUCAGGUUUGUCAUCCUCAUCUCAAACGUCAUUGAAUUUGUCCGCAUUUUCUAAAGACUCAGACGUUUUGUCUCACAUAACAGCCACAGAUGCAAAACCAUCAAGUGGUACAGACUUUGUUGCUGAAGAACGUUCAUCAUCAGAUCAGAUUAAGGCAGAUAGAAAACAGCUAUUGGCUGCAACAAAUGCAAAACAGGUAACAUCUUUUAGUUGUGACAGCCGACAGCAACAACAAAAGAAGCAGCAGAAGAAAAGCCUGAAGAAGAAAGGUAAAUCAACAAGCGGAUCUUCUAUAUUCUGCGACUCAAGCAGCACUGAUUAUUGUGCUGCUUUAAACAAAGAGCCUACAUUGCCAAACAAGAAGACACAACCAACUGUAACGAGAACUGAUGUCCGAUCAUCUAACUACCAAGGCAAACAACAACAAAGUAUAACCAAUAGGAAACAAAGGAAACAACCGGAAGCUUUACCUUUACAAACUGCAAAGACAUUGUCUCGCAGUGUUGCUGAUUCCUCUACUGAGAACACAACUACUUUACCUCGACACAUUCAAGAAAGCAUUUCAAAAAAUAUUAGAGACCCAAAGUCUCGUCAAAAGGCAAAGAAAGAAAUAGUGCUAACUGUGUUGGACUAUGCUGGUCAGAAUGUGUUCUAUGUCACACAUCAUUUGUUUAUGUCAAAGGCUGGUUUUAUGUACGUUGUGUUUGAUGCUUGUCAGCCAAUGGAUGGCAAGACUGCAUCUCAGUUUCGUUCAGAAGAUGGACAAAUUGUCCACAUUCCUUUAUUUGAUGACGAAACAAACUUUGAUCGAUUGGAAGAGUGGGUUUCAGGUGUUCAUAUCAUGGAAGGCGAUCAGUCACGUCGUAUCAUGAUAUUUGAGAAAGUAGGAAUCAGAUCACCUGUCAUGUUUCUAGUAGGCACACAUGUUGAUAAGUUAAAGGAGCAGCCAGGGAUGGUGGAGAAACAGGAUGCAUUUAUAAGGAAGAAACUGGAGGGCACAGUGUUGGCAGAGCACAUCAUAUGGGCAUCUAAAGAUAUGAUGUGUUUCUAUGUGGAUAACACAUUGACAGACCCAGACAGUGGUGUUGUAGAUCCACAGGUGACUCUGCUUCGUCAGAAAACAGAGGAAGUGGCUCACAAGGUGGCCCAACAUCACAGAUUGCCUAUCAGCUGGCUCAAGUACGAACAAAAUGUAAGAGAAAUGAAAGUCUCUGAUCCAACAAAGAGAACAACAACUGUUGAUGAAUUACUGCAGCUUGCCAUGAAAGCUAGUGGAAUCAAAGAUCGAGAAGAGCUGUUGGUGUUGCUGCAGUAUUUGAGUAGUCGUGCAGUGUUGAUGUAUCAUCCCAAGGCAUUGAAGAGUGGAGAUAAAGAAGAAGUCGUGUUAGAUGUGGAAUGGUUUGUAUCACAGCUGCAGAAAGUGAUCACAAUAUACAUGAAAAGUGAUGUUCCCAUGUUCUGGAAUGAUGUAAAACGCAGCAAAGAGAAAGGCAUUAUGACAAUGUCACUUGUGAGACAUCUUUUAUCAGAUGCCAGAGGAUCUGCUCAACGUCUCAUUGUGUCAUUGAUGAGCCACUAUGAUUUGCUGUGUGAGUAUCCAGUUAUUGAAGAAGAGGAUCUGGACAAAGCAAGCGAUUGCAAUGAUUUUCUAAGCCUGGAAGGAGAAAGAGAAGGUCAGUCAUGCAAUGAAAAACGUGAUGUGUUUGAGAGUCAAGCUUGUUUUGUUCCUUGCCUUCUGGAGCAUGCAGCUGGUCUUGAAUCAGACAAGAUGAAUGACGAGCAGAAGUCAUUACCUCUCAUCUUGUCAUCUGCUCCCAUCCGCAUUCCUCAGCCAUUAUUCUAUAGAGUACUGACUCUUCUGUGUAAACGUUUUCGUCGCUUGGCAGUUAUUUGCUGCAAUGUGGGCUACUUCCACAUCUACCCUGGUCAUCGACUGGAGUUUGCUCUCAACAGAUACAACUUUCAAAUGACUGUCUUGUCAGAUACAGUCACACCUCCCAACUCCAAAGUGUGUGGUGCUGUUCGUGAGUGGAUUGUGAACAUUGUAGACAAGGCAAAACAGCAGGGAAUGGCUGGGCUCAAGUUACGUCUUGGAUUUCUACAGAAUGCAUCGACAUCAAUAUCUAGCAUUUCUAAUGCUGACUUUAUUUCUCUCGAUGGAUAUCAAAGUAAUCGUUAUUCACUGUACAGCCGUAUGACAAAAACAGAAGUUCAACCUCCUACCAGACUCUACCUUUGGUAUCCACAACUUGAGUGCUCUCAAACUGAUGUCAUGUCACCACCGCAUCAUCUUUCACAGCCGCCACAACAACAAGCUGCUAUAAGCUAUUCAACACCAGUGAAGCCCCUUAUUGGUGAACCGGUUGCAAGGUGCUUCUUUGAAGUGUCUGAACUUUUAGAUAAAGAUGAUGAUUUGGAAGAUGACUGGAGAAGGUUGUGGAAGGAACUUCUAGUCAGACCUCUCGAUGAAAUUAAAGUGAGGAAGAAGAGUAAGAGCCCUACUCUUUUCCUGCUAAAUCGAUGGUGCAAAAUGAAACCUCCUAGUGAAGCUACAAUCGGACAGCUGAUUAAGGCUCUCAAUGCAAUAUACAGAAAUGAUGUCGCUUGUGUGCUAGAAGCUUACGUGCCUGCACCACUCCCAGAUUGUAAAACUGACAAGGUGACAUCAGUCCAGUUAAAUCAUCUUGCUAAAGAAAUACAAGGCUGCUGGCAAGAGUUUGCUUUGACAUUGGAACCAGUGGGAUUGUUUAAAGUUAGAGGAAAUAUUGCAGCUAUAAAGAGUGAGCAUGCUUUUCCUCUUGUGCAAGCUCAAGCCAUGUUGGAGAAUUGGAGUGACAACGUUGGUGCUAGAGCUUGUCGUUCUGUUCUGAUUCAGGCAUUGAUCAAACAGGGACUAAGAUCUCAGGCAAAUGAGGUGUUUGGAGAGGAAAUUGUGCUGCAGGUGUCACCACAGUAGUUUGAGACAUUGACUAGUUCUAGGGACAUGUAGCAGCACCAAUAAUUAUUGUGUCUGUCAUGUGCCCAGCACAAGCUGCAGACAGUAAGUCAAAACACAGUCUAACUAUUUGAAACUACAUUUAAUGAACAAGCAUAAUCUUCAUUGUUACUGUAUAAAACUACUUGUAUAAAUCGACCAUCAAUCUUUGUCUAAAUUGAAUCUUGGAAUCAUUGGUUAAUUUGA